Teleopsis dalmanni is the source of this 587-nucleotide messenger RNA. RefSeq names its product ubiquitin-like protein 5. Lineage: Eukaryota; Metazoa; Arthropoda; Insecta; Diptera; Diopsidae. The record is from RefSeq and is a predicted model, not a curated record. The transcript has a single exon. Gene Ontology annotation, cellular component: nucleus; cytoplasm. Gene Ontology annotation, molecular function: protein binding; protein tag activity. Gene Ontology annotation, biological process: protein modification process; mRNA splicing, via spliceosome. The coding region runs from base 216 to 437 and encodes 73 amino acids.
UACACUUUUUUGAGGCAUUGUGAACAGGACAAUUCAGAUAUCACACAAAAAGUAUUAAACAGAAAUACAUAUCUUAACAAAAUCAAACAAGGCAACACUGUUCAAAUAUACAUUUUGACAACUUUGACAGGAAAGUUGUUUUGUAAAUCGAGCAGAAUUUUUGUUGAGUUCUGUGGAUUCUUUGCGGUGUGCUUAAGCAAAUACAAGACGUUAAAAUGAUUGAAAUUACAUGCAACGAUCGUUUGGGCAAAAAGGUUCGUGUUAAGUGUAAUCCUGAUGACACAAUUGGUGAUCUCAAAAAGUUAAUAGCGGCACAAACUGGCACAAAGUAUGAUAAAAUUGUUCUGAAGAAGUGGUACACCAUCUAUAAGGAUCCGAUUCGUCUAUCUGAUUAUGAAAUACACGAUGGCAUGAAUUUGGAGUUGUACUAUCAAUAAGAAGACCAACAUAAAGUGAUUAUAUACUAAAUAAAAUGUGUACAGCGUAAGAAGGAUGUGAGUUAAGGAUUAUGCGUUGGAUUCAUGAAUCUUCGACAUCGUACUUUAUAUUUCUUCUAAAGAUGCUUUUUAUAACAAUUUAAAAAGCUA